GCCGCGGGGCGCAUGCGCGGGACCGGGUCUCCUUGUCGCGGCGGCGCGUAGGGCGAUCGCGGGCCUGAAGGAGCGGGGAGGGGAGAGGAAGGGCAGCGCAGCGGCUGUCGCCGGUCACCGGUCACCGCCAUGUUUCUGCGCGCUGCGGCCGCGCGGGCGAUAAGUCAAGUCCGAUACUUACAUAGAACAGCAGUGUGCAAUGCGAGUGGAGGAGCCUUAUUUGUGCACAGAGAUAGUCCUGAAAAUAAUCCAGAUACUCCAUUUGAGUUCACACCGGAAAACCAAAAGCGGAUAGAAGCAAUCAUAAACAACUACCCAGGGGGACACAAGUCGGCAGCUGUCAUGGCAGUGCUAGAUUUGGCCCAAAGACAGCAUGGAUGGUUGCCCAUAUCAGCCAUGAACAAGGUUGCUGAAGUUUUAGAAAUGCCUCCCAUGAGAGUGUAUGAAGUAGCAACCUUCUAUACAAUGUACAAUCGCAAACCUGUUGGGAAAUACCAUAUUCAGGUCUGCACUACCACACCCUGCAUGCUGCGAGACUCUGAUGGUAUUUUAGAAGCCAUUAAGAAGAAACUUGGUAUAAAAGUUGGAGAAACAACACCUGAUAAGCUCUUCACGCUGAUAGAAGUGGAAUGUUUAGGUGCUUGUGUAAAUGCACCAAUGGUACAAAUAAAUGACAAUUACUAUGAAGAUUUGACACCCAAGGAUAUUGAAGACAUAAUUGAUGAGCUAAAGGCUGGCAAAGUUCCCAAACCUGGCCCAAGGAGUGGACGUUUUUCUUGCGAGCCGGCUGGUGGCCUUACUUCUCUGACUGAACCACCCAAAGGACCAGGUUUUGGAGUUCGUGCAGACCUCUAAGGAUUUUUGUAAUAUAGGAUGGACUAUCUGAAACUAAUAAAGUAACUAUAAUCUCAGUGAAA
Molecule: messenger RNA, 917 nt
Organism: Cuculus canorus (common cuckoo)
Lineage: Eukaryota; Metazoa; Chordata; Aves; Cuculiformes; Cuculidae
Gene: NDUFV2
Product: NADH:ubiquinone oxidoreductase core subunit V2
Exons: 8
Coding region: 130-855 (241 amino acids)
Biological process (GO): mitochondrial electron transport, NADH to ubiquinone
Molecular function (GO): NADH dehydrogenase activity
Source: RefSeq, a predicted model, not a curated record